AAGACCGUUUUAAGCUCUUCGAAACAAUGUUUCUAUUAAAUGCUUAUCACUAAUAAAAACAAAAUGUUCUCCCAUCUAAUUUACAGUUACUUAUUCCACUUUUCUCCCUUUGUUGUAUGCAAAUUCUUCUACGAGCAUCUCAAUAUAAUAUGAAUUGAUUGAAGGGUACUCAUAGUAUCUACCUAUAUGACAGGAUAUCAGUUUCUGUUACGUGUCGGCCUCAAGCUCGGACAACACCACAUCGAUGUCGGCUAAUCGUCACUUUUCGCACGUACGCUACGAACCCUCCUUACUGCUGGCUAAGCAGCUGUAAUGAAGGAGAUAAUAUUCACCAAAUAUGUUUCAUGCUGUCCAUCAUUACGACUGGCCCAGUGAUCAUAGAUCCAAGCGGGUCGUUUCGAACCGGUCAGCACAUUUUGCGAUCGUAUUGCUGUUUUGUUUUGUUGUUAAUUUUCUUCUUCUCGAUCCUUCCCGCGAACGAACUUUCCUUCUUUCCAUAUCUCAUCACCUCCUUCCCCAGUGUUGCUCUCGCGCUCGCGUUAUGAACUCCACUUUUGGGCCACUCGUACCGGAAGGGAGGGCGAAAACUAACAUUAUGUUUGGCGCCCGUUUCUGCUUUGAUGGGUACUAUGAAUUUCGGUGUACUCGCGCCUUCUAUGCCAGCACACAUACGGCUCCAUACGGUGCGUGUAUGUAUGUGCCCAUGCUUCUAACGAAAAGCGAUGCGAAUGCAUACAAAAAAAAUUGAAAACGAAAUCCCGUAGAAGGAGAUACCGAAUGACGGCGACAGUAAACGGGGGGAGAUAAUGCUGGACUUUUGUUUAUCUUUUGCCUCAUGCCUCAGUACCGAUCGUACCCCACCACCAACGUGAUCAUCAACGGUGGAAGUAAAGCUUCCGGAGGAUGGAAAGAGAGGAGGGAGCUCCGGCUCCAUCAAAUACACAUACACACACACACACACAGACCGAUCAUGCCCGAACUCGAGUGGCCAGUUCCAACGUCAUGCCAUUUCAAACUAGCGGUUGGCGGGUUUUCAACCAUCCGUGAACCGUGGACAACUUCAACCAGCCGCCAGGCAGACACUCGAUGAACCGUGGCUGCCAUCAACCGUUGCCACCACCUCGGCGCCCGACCUCCCACGGAACCCGCGGCAGUGGGUUUUUGGGGUGGGCACCAAACGGCAUCGCAGCAUUUCUCGCAUAGAUAUUUAAAGAUCGGUCGGUUUCAAAAACUGACCAUAACUACCGCGAUCAGCUGCGAGCACAGCGAGACACCGCGUCGGGACGACCGGAAACAAACCGAACCGAUUUGCUGCAGAAAGUUGCUAAGAUUCGAUCAGUGUGCGAUCAUUGGUUGUGAUUCCUGCCGUGUGAGAUACGAUCAGUUUGCAGUGGUAGUGUGACGUUUGCUGAGGUGUUUAAGCGUGGAAAAUAGCGACAUUUGUUCUGCCAAUUUCAUUUUAAUUUGUACGCAAACCAUCCUAGUACCAGUGAUACAGCAUGAAAAUGGCACCGAAGAUUGUUUUUGCCUUCUUUCUCAUCAUCACCAUGCUUGUGUGUGCCUUCGAUGCACUCCCUGUUCCAGAUCAUGCCAAAAUACGUAUACACGUGCCGAUUAAGCAUCACACUCAUCUGCAUACAAAAACCGUGGUGAAAACGGUACAUGUUGGCAUCCCGGUGAAGAACGUUAAAACGCACGACGAUGAGCAUGGUUGGGAGUAUGGCAAGAAGAAGAAGGGCGCCUCCAGCUACCUGUCCUACAUUUGAGCAGUCGGCAGGAUCACACACAUCGAAUGUGUGUCUGUGCGUAUUUAGGCGUUUGGAACCAAAAAAUAGAAAUAAUCAAUAAAUUAUAGGUACUAAUACGUGACAUAAUUGUUUGUCGAGUGAGUUAUGAAAGAAAAAUGCUAUGGAGA
Messenger RNA from Anopheles funestus (African malaria mosquito), 1915 nucleotides. RefSeq lists its product as uncharacterized. NCBI's taxonomy places the organism in Eukaryota, Metazoa, Arthropoda, Insecta, Diptera, Culicidae. The transcript has 3 exons. The record is from RefSeq and is a predicted model, not a curated record. The coding region runs from base 1500 to 1766 and encodes 88 amino acids.